Closterium sp. NIES-67 is the source of this 1189-nucleotide messenger RNA. The record is from the annotation of a GenBank genome assembly. Lineage: Eukaryota; Viridiplantae; Streptophyta; Zygnematophyceae; Desmidiales; Closteriaceae.
UUUAAACCUCCUCGUCCCCUCUUUAACUUAGUCCUCUCUUUCCCCUAGGCAUGAGCACUUUAUUUAUCUGUGCUCGCCUUCCCGCCUCUCUCUGUGAUGGCUGUUUCCCACCAAUCUUCACCUUCCCAAGCUGGACUUCAAUCCUACUGUACCGUUACUGUUGAGGAAGGCUUUUUUUUUUUAAAAAGAGGAAUAUUCCCUGGGUUUUAUGGCAAGUACUGCCAUACACAAAUAUGCAUCCGCAUUUUCCAAAUAGCCUUCUUUUCAUGCCAGCUUACGUGGAGGCAGAUACAGUAAAGGUCAGUCGCAACCUCCAGUUGCGACCUUUCGAGUCCUUUCGCAUUCUUUGUCCGCCCCCUCGUGUAACCUCCGUUGACUCGCGUGCUCCCCUGUAGUCUUCCUCGAGUACAGUGUUACACUUCAGAAACCUCCAGUAAAUGUUGUAAAGCGUCCACAGAGCCUGCGACAAGGUUGAAGGCUCACGCGUAGAAGGCGGCGGCGGAUGCUGGACGGAGACCCAGAGGCCUAGAAUCUGGAAUCCCGUGGGUGUGUGUCGAGGGGAAUUGUCAUUCCCCGAAUAAGCUGCUUCGUCACCGUCUUCGGGGUCAGGUGUGACGUAUCUGGUUGCGGCGUCGAUGAACGUGAUGACGUAGUUGAAGUCGGCUUCGGUGUCGUCUCGAGGCAUGUUUAGAAUAUCGGUGUAGACCUUUUCCAUCGGAGCGUAAGUGGGUGCGCUUGGAUUGUGAUGGGCUGGGAAAGGUUUAUGAGGAAGAUCUGCUUCGGGGCACGUGAAGCAUCGUGCUCUUGGUCGGCGAAGUUCUUGGCCGCUCGUCGUUAGAAGGGCGUUACGUUCUAACACCUCUGCUUGUAUUGUUUGUAGUAUCGUGCUGUUUGCAGGAUGUCCGAGACGUUGGUGCCAGAUGUCGUCGGGAGCGCGGUGACCGGGCGAGCGGUGGUAGAUGUCGGCGUUGGAGAAGAACGCGACGACCGAGGCGGGACUUCGACAAGCUUCUCGUGUGGCGGGCAUAAGUUGGUCUGCUUCCGUUGGCUGUCCUCGUGUCGCUGGUGGUGGUACUCGGCUGGGUCCUGCUGCCGAUACUGCAGGUAUGGUGUUGGAGUGCCAGAAGCCGUCACUGUCGAAGUCGGGAUCAAGAUCCGGCGGGUGAGUCCAGGCGGCGAACGAUACGAU